Molecule: messenger RNA, 849 nt
Organism: Colletotrichum abscissum
Lineage: Eukaryota; Fungi; Ascomycota; Sordariomycetes; Glomerellales; Glomerellaceae
Exons: 2
Coding region: 1-849 (282 amino acids)
Source: RefSeq, a predicted model, not a curated record
AUGGCCACAGUUACACAUGUUUUGGCAGAGGGCUUCGAGGAGGAGUGUUGGAGGGGUCCUGCGAUGAGACUCGGCGGCAUGGAAUACUUCGAGACUCCUGACGAUGCAGCCGCAUGUCCUGAGGCACACAUCUACUUUCUAGGCUCCCAGAGGGAAGUCCUUCUAUCCCAACAGGUGAAUAUUACAAACUCGUCUACCACUUGCUCUUCCAAGCUGUUGCAAGCCAUUUCCUUGCCGGCAGGCCUUGAAGCCACCUACGCCAAGGUGACUUUCUUGUGCGGCAACGACGACGGUCCCAGCUGUCAGAUGAUCCGGCUUCUGCCACCAGAUGCCUCGCAUUCAGCUGCAAAACUGCCUUUGGCAAUGACAAGAACAUGUCUGGACUCGAGCCUCACGACGGCUACCUCCCCAUUGGACGCUACUGGUACUGCAAGCGUUCCGUGGAACGGCACUUCACCCACGACCGUGGCCAGUCUUCCCACUUCGAUAAACGAUGAGGGCCCCGUAUCUCCCACUCCAGCCACGGAAAUCCAAUCAACGCCCCCAUACUUCUAUACUGGCACCGAAACAGAUGGCAUUGGACUUCCUUCGACGUGGCUAGGCUCAGACCCUGAGACCAUCCGGCCAACGUCUAUCACGACCGAUAUCUCUCUAACCCCUUCGGAGACGGCCGCAAGUCCCACUACAUUGAUAGACAACACCAGUAGUACCAUAGGUCGUGUCCCUACCGGAAGUUCCUUGGAGGUUCCCCCCGGUGGCUUUAGUGAAUUUCCCGGCGCGACAACUUUCAUGACAUUGACUGUUUCGAGCAUCACUCCUGCGCCCAGAUGCACGUGCAAAACGUCCUAG